Molecule: messenger RNA, 1002 nt
Organism: Neltuma alba
Lineage: Eukaryota; Viridiplantae; Streptophyta; Magnoliopsida; Fabales; Fabaceae
Product: 60S ribosomal protein L10
Exons: 4
Coding region: 26-691 (221 amino acids)
Biological process (GO): translation
Cellular component (GO): ribosome
Molecular function (GO): structural constituent of ribosome
Source: RefSeq, a predicted model, not a curated record
AUCUCGAAUCAACGCGUUUGCCGCCAUGGGGAGGAGACCUGCAAGGUGUUAUCGUCAAAUAAAAAACAAACCUUACCCUAAGUCACGCUUUUGCCGUGGUGUUCCUGAUCCCAAGAUCAGAAUUUAUGAUGUUGGAAUGAAGAGGAAAGGGGUUGAUGAGUUUCCUUUCUGCGUCCAUCUGGUUAGCUGGGAGAAGGAAAAUGUUUCAAGUGAAGCGUUGGAAGCUGCUAGGAUUGCUUGCAACAAAUACAUGGCCAAAUUUGCUGGAAAGGAUGCGUUCCAUUUGAGAGUUAGGGUUCACCCAUUCCAUGUUCUUAGGAUCAACAAAAUGCUUUCAUGUGCUGGAGCUGAUAGGCUUCAGACAGGGAUGAGAGGUGCAUUUGGAAAGCCACAAGGUACAUGUGCUAGAGUUGCCAUCGGUCAGGUGCUUCUUUCUGUCCGUUGCAAGGACAGCAACAGCCAUCAUGCCCAGGAAGCUCUCCGUCGUGCUAAGUUCAAGUUCCCUGGUCGGCAAAAGAUCAUAGUUAGCAGGAAAUGGGGUUUCACGAAGUUUAACCGAACAGACUAUGUGAGGUACAAGUCAGAGAACAGAAUUCUGCCAGAUGGUGUAAAUGCAAAGCUUCUUGGAUGCCAUGGACCACUGGCUAACCGUGAACCCGGGAGAGCUUUCCUGGAGCAUGCAACUGCAUAGGUAGUCUGUUACAAGACACAGGAGGAGUCUGGACCGCAGUAGUUUUGUCAGCCUGGAUGCUUUUGUUUUUUGUUGUUGGAGAAAUUUGAUUUUAUUUAUUAUGCGUCUUGUACUAAACUAAGUCUGUUUUUGUGCGGGCCGUCUUCCAUACAAUGAACUUGUUUUUUCCCCAAAAAAAAUGUUUUGUUCCUUACGUUUCCACUUGUUUGGCCCUUAAUAGCAGAUUGUUAAGCAGGUAGGAUCUCUGCUAUGUGACGGAUUGACGGACAAUCAGACCACUAUUAAAUAUAUAAAAAUUCAUGAUUUCUAAA